CCUCCCCUCCCCAUUGAUAUACACUUCUCAACCAAUCCCCUUCAAGGCAAAUAGGAAAAGGAAAAGGGGAGGGAAAAAGAGAGAGGAGUCUCGCACGCGUGCGCGCAGAGACUAGCGUUAUAAUGCCGCAUGCGCCCUUUACAUUGACAGCGAAGUUGAGAAAAGCUGUGUUCUUAAUGACGAGCGGGGCAUCUGAUUGGUUAAUAAUUCUUUCCAGCUUUUUGUGAUUGGCCCACGCUUUCCGCGGUUUAGGAUGAUUCUUGUUAGUGCCUUUCUCUUUUCGAAGGCUGGGAUCGUUCAUUGAAGAAAUGGACUGGGAUAAGUUUGACAUGAACCCCAGAGUGAUUGCAGCUAUUAAAAAAGCAAAUAUAACAUCAAUUAAAGACAUUUUUCAUCUUUCGGGAUCAGAUUUGCAAAGGUUAACAAAGCUAUCCAAGACAGAUGUACAAUAUCUACUAAGAACAAUUUCUAGUACUUUGAGAAAAAAUUCUGUUUUUACAGCACUCCAGUUAUUUCAAAACAAAGCCCCGAGCUCUUCCCAAAGGCAGAAGCUGAGUCUAGGUUGCCCAGUUCUAGAUGGCUUGCUCCAAGGUGGAAUUCCCCGUACAGGAAUUACUGAAAUUGCUGGUGAAAGUUCUGCUGGGAAGACUCAGAUUGCUUUGCAGCUAUGUCUUUCUGUGCAGUAUCCAUACACAUAUGGUGGACUAGAAUCUGGUGCAGUUUACAUUUGCACAGAAGAUGUUUUUCCUAAUAAACGUCUGCAGCAAUUGAUUGAGCAGCUGCCCAUAUUGAGGAGUGAUGUUCCAUCUGAGGUGAUGCAGAAGAUAAAAUUCGGAAACAGAAUAUUUGUUGAACAUGCAGCAGACUUGGACACUUUCCAUGAGUGCAUUACUAAGAGACUUAGCUUGCUGCUCUCAAGAGGCAUGGUGCGGCUAGUCAUUAUUGACUCCAUUGCUGCCUUAUUCAGAUGUGAAUUCAGUGCUACAGAUUCUCUCCUGAAAGCUAAAUAUUUACAGAGAUUUGGGGCAAAACUUCAUAGAUUAAGCUGCAGGUUCCAGACCCCCAUCGUAUGCAUUAAUCAGGUAACUGAUGCAAUGAAUGAGAAGGAAGAUGCUGUUUGGAAUACUCAAAGCUGCUCAGCCAGGACUGUUGUUCCAGCACUGGGAAUAACUUGGUCUAAUCAGCUGUUGAUGAGAUUGAUGGUGUGUCGCAUUGUAAACCAAGCACCGACUAGUGGAGAAACAUUGUAUAGUAGAAGUGAGCUACGAAUGUUAAGAAUUAUUUUUGCUCCUCAUUUGCCUCAGUGUUUUUGCUAUUAUACUGUAAAUUUGGAAGGUGUAAAAGGAAUAAGGAAAACGAGUCAUGAUUAUGAAAAAACGUAAAGCAGGUUUUUUUACCAUUAUUUCAGUAUAAAAUGGAGCUAAUAUAUUAAAAAUCCUCAAUCUGUUCCUGCUGUUGUAUCAUCCUAUUUAUCUAUUGCAUUAUCCUGUCUGCUCAGCAAAGUAUUAUUUGAUCUGGAUUGUGCUCUCAGAAUGAUAACAAACAAUAACUUGAACCCGUUUAAACUACAAAAAACAGAAAACCUCCGUUUAUAAAAGAAUUCCCUUUAGCAAUAUAAAACAUAUGUAACAAACAUCUGAUAAAAUAAUUUUGAACUGAAAAACCUUUGAAGGUUAAGCUGUAUUUCUAGAAAGGAAAUUCUCUGUCAGCAAUUACAUGUAUUCAACAGGACUAACAUGCUGAAUUGACAGUGCUUAGGCUGAAAUAAUAAGUUACGAGAUCCAUUUAAACAUGCUGCACUCUUUUAAAGUCAGGGUAGACUAUUAAUGGUGUGAUGCAAUUUAUUUACAUGGCUAGGGAAUUUUUUUCCUGGGGAGAUUUAGUUGGGUCCCAUGUUUACCUUUAAGCUGACAAACCUAAAAAUGUCUUUUUAAUUUUUUUUUUUUUUUUUUGCUGUUUUCUUUUAAUUUAUGAAGAAAUAUUUAUAUUCUUCCUGUGCACUAAAUGUAAAAUAUAUAACUUCCACUGCAGUCCCUACACAGGAAAAAAUAUUUUUUUUUAAUUUCUAAAAAUAAAAAAUAUAAAAAUACACAAGAACCCCAAGAGAUGAAACUUACUAGAUUAAGUCCCCAUGACCCCUAUCUUAGGAGGAAAAGAUAAUAAGACUUAAAUGUCCAUAUUUAUUUACUAUUUAUUUAAAUGAUUUGUGUGGCUGCCCAAUUUGCAAUUCUGGGCAGCUUAUACAUGGCUAAAAACAUUUUAAAAAAUCCUUCACAGUAGAGAUUAAUUAAGGCCAAAUCCCAAUGAUUCCAAUUAAAAGUCAUUUCAGAAUGAGCUUAUCCAGCAUUGGCUCAGUACUUGGGAGAAAAACAACUUGUCAAGGUCUUUUGGAAAGCCAACCGAGUUGGGAUAAUCCAAAUCUCGUGGGAAUAUAAUUCCAUAGGGCCAAUGUUGUAAACUUUCUAAAUCCUGAUAGAUGACACUAUUUUAGAGAUACUCUGCUGAUUAAACUUCACUUAUUCCCAUAUCAUUGUCAAAUAUUGUGCCUAUAUACUUAAGUUGGUUAUACACUUUCUCCAGCAUCAUAUUUUGGGAGAUGUUUUUCCUAAUGCUGUAAUUAAUUUCUACAGUUGCCUGAAGAAUCUUCUCAAUUCAAUUUAUGGAUGAUUAAAUGGAGAAUAUGAAAGUUUUCCUUCACUUUGUAAAAGAUUUGUCUAGAAAUCUUUUAUUAUACUGUAUUUAAACAAAGAUUUCCAUUUAUCAGUGGAAGUCCUGUUCAAAUAAUAUUUAGCCUAGUUGAUCCUAUUUAUUAAGACAUCUUCAGAUCGCAGCGUUUGAUUAGUAUAUUGCAUACUUUCCAGUAGAUUGUGAAAUUAUUAAAAGGGGCGUUGUCUUACCUGAACGCCUUUUCUGAGCAGGAUGAUGUAGAAUCCACUGGAUGGAUUGUUACAGCCUUCCUGCUCAGCAGACUAGGUCAGAACUUUGGCUACGCCUCUCCUUUGGGCAUGUCUCCCCAGUUUUGACGAGGCGAAGCAGCUCUGACGAAUUCAACACAAUGGCUCCAUCUGUCAUAACACCUGCCUAGACUACCUACAUGGGAGGGUGUGGAUUCUACAUCAUCCUGCUGAGAAAAGGCGUUCAGGUAAGACAACGCCCCUUCUCCAGCAGGAUGACUGUAGAAUCUACUGGAUAGGACAUACCAAAGCUGCUCAUGUCCCCUCGGGAGGGAGAGUCUAGGCUUGCGAACCCUGAGAAGAAAUGACCUGUUGAAGUACACGCCUGCCAAAUGCAGCAUCAGCCGCUGCGAAGGCAUCUACCCGGUAAUGUCUGACGAAUGCCGAAGGAGAAGACCACUGAAGCCUGCGUGGACCAUGCAGCCGACGCGGCAGCACUUCGUGUCGAAUGAGUCGUAACAUGCGAAGGGACAGGAAGUGACUGAGAAGAGUAGGCUCGAGUUAUACAUGCCCUAAUCCACCUACCUAAGGUUGAAGAAGAAACCUUCUUCCCUAUGGCCGAAGGUUGGAAAGAUACAAAUAGGGACUCCGACUUACGUAAGGAUGAAAUAUGCUUCACACAGUAACACAGAGCCCUGUGUACAUCUAACUUAUGCCACUGUCGUUCCAACCUGUGUGUGGGAUUGGGACAGAAAUUGGGAAGGAUUAAUUCCUGAGACCUGUGAAAGAUAGUGUUAACCUUUGGAACGAAUGAGGGAUCCAGUCUAAGGACCACCCUGUCCUCGAAAAAGGUGCACAAAUUAGCGUGGCUAAUUCCGAAAUCCUUCUAGCUGAGGUAAUAGCCACCAGAAAGGCCAUCUUUAAGGACAGGAAUUGGAGAGAGCAUGAACUGAGAGGUUCAAACAGAGGUGAUAUCAAAGCCUGCAACACCUUGGUUAAGUCCCAAGAUGGAUAACGAUGUACCACGGGAGGUCUGGUGUUAACCGCUCCCUUUAGAAAGGCACUGAUCGCCGGAUGUUGCGACAAGGGACUGGAAUUAUUGCAGGAAAGAACCAUUGACAGGGCCGCUAGUUGUCUACGGAUAGUGCUAGAUGACAAACCCUUAUUCAAACCUUCCAACAGAUAAUCAAGAAUAUUUGGAACAGUGACCGAAAGUGGUUCCAACUUUUGUAUAAAACACCACUUGCAGAAUCUCUUCCAAGUGGCGUCAUAGAUCCUAUUCGUCGAAGGGCGCCUCGAUGCUUGUAUCAUCAAGAUCACCCCAGACGAAUACGACUGCCUGGCUAAACCUUCCUGCUCAAGUGCCAAGUGGCUAGCUGGAGCCACUGCGGGUCGGGAUAUAGGAGGUUGCCCUGACUGAGGACCACUCGGUCCAGAGGGAUUCUCCACGGAGGUGAGAUCGAAAGAUCCACAAGGUUGGCAAACCACAGAUGCCUUGGCCAAUGUGGAGCAAUCAAGACUACCUCUGCUCCUUCCAGAAUCAGUUUGCAUAUGGUUGCUGGUAACAGAGGAAGUGGCGGAAAGGCGUACAGGAGCUGCGCCGGCCACCGACAUUGGAGGGCAUCCGUUCCCUCCGCUCCCCAUGUCGGAAACCUUGAUAUGAACCUGGGAAGCUGCGUGUUUGUCGGGGUGGCAAAUAAGUCCAGGUGAGGUCGCCCAAACCUCAAUGAGAUCUCCUCGAACAGAGUUGGAUCCAGUCGCCAUUCUGCAUGG
This is a messenger RNA of Crotalus tigris (Tiger rattlesnake), 4667 nucleotides long. It is a transcript of the gene XRCC3, whose product is annotated as X-ray repair cross complementing 3. Gene Ontology annotation, molecular function: ATP-dependent DNA damage sensor activity; ATP binding; four-way junction DNA binding. The record is from RefSeq and is a predicted model, not a curated record. The transcript has 8 exons. Bases 309 to 1382 code for a protein of 357 amino acids. Gene Ontology annotation, biological process: resolution of mitotic recombination intermediates; t-circle formation; double-strand break repair via synthesis-dependent strand annealing. NCBI's taxonomy places the organism in Eukaryota, Metazoa, Chordata, Lepidosauria, Squamata, Viperidae. Gene Ontology annotation, cellular component: replication fork; Rad51C-XRCC3 complex.